This is a messenger RNA of Alternaria burnsii, 3294 nucleotides long. Its product is annotated as calcium atpase. Gene Ontology annotation, molecular function: P-type sodium:potassium-exchanging transporter activity; ATP binding; ATP hydrolysis activity. The coding region runs from base 1 to 3294 and encodes 1097 amino acids. Gene Ontology annotation, biological process: intracellular potassium ion homeostasis; proton transmembrane transport; sodium ion export across plasma membrane. The record is from RefSeq and is a predicted model, not a curated record. NCBI's taxonomy places the organism in Eukaryota, Fungi, Ascomycota, Dothideomycetes, Pleosporales, Pleosporaceae. Gene Ontology annotation, cellular component: membrane. The transcript has 9 exons.
AUGCUGCUUGUCAUAACGGCAAAUGGUCUUUCCACUUGUCACGGUCCGUACAUGGAUCAAGAAGAAGAAAAGGUCGCACCUCGCGUCCGUUUUGGAGAGCUUCGCCUUCCUGACGAAGAAGAUGGAUAUGCGACGCACGAACGCCGCCAUGAGCGUAAUCUAUCGCGACGGUCAAGUGUGGGCAGUCUCUCCAUCCGCAGUGCUGGAGGAGCUCGCACUGUUCAGCCCGAGACUGCACUACCUAUCACUUACCGUACGCUUUCCAUCGAGAUCGAUGAGGGUCAACACAAGAAGCAGAUCGAGGUGAAAAAAGCCAAAGAGAAGGCUGCCGUUGAUCUAGCAGAUCUCGAAUGGCAUACACUCGCCGUCCACGAGCUGUGCCGCCGCCUCUCUGUCGAUAUCGAGCAGGGACUUUCCGAAGAUCAAGCAAAGCGUCGCCUCAGCGAACAUGGUCAGAACAAGAUGACACCUCCACCCUCGGGCCUGCUCUGGAAGAUCAUAGGCUACUUCUUCGGUGGUUUUGGUAGCAUCCUCGUCGUUGCCGGCAUACUCGUAUUCAUCGCCUGGAGACCUCUUGGUCAUCCACCAGCUGUUGCCAACUUGGCGCUUGCAUGUGUAUUGAUUGCUGUCUGGCUUAUACAAGCCGCUUUCAAUGCAUGGCAAGACUGGUCGACAAGUAGAGUGAUGGCAUCUAUCGGAACAAUGCUGCCCGAUCAAUGCAUCGUUGUGCGUAACGGAUCGCAUGCUAGCAUCUCAGCCUUGGACCUAGUGCCUGGCGAUAUUAUUGUCAUCAAGCAGGGCAAUAAGCUGCCCGCAGAUGUUCGUUUCGUUGACAUUUCCAGCGAUGCCAUGUUCGAUCGCGCAAUCCUUACUGGUGAAUCCGAACCCGUCGUAGCUACCGUCGAAUCAACCGAAGACAACUAUCUCGAGACCAACAAUAUCGGUUUACAAGGAACACACUGCAUAGCAGGCUCCUGCUUGGGUGUGUGCGUUGCUACUGGUGACAACACCAUAUUCGGUCGCAUCGCAAAGCUUACCUCGGAUCCAAAGACUGGCAUGACACCGCUGCAGAAGGAGAUCCUGCGUUUUGUGCUCAUCAUCUCACUCUUCAUCACUACUGUCGUGAUUCUCAUUGUGGUUCUCUGGGCAGCAUGGCUGAGGAAAUCUCAUCCCACUUGGAUCGACGUGCCUCUUCUCAUCGUUAGUUGUGUUUCUUGUGCUGUUGCAUUCAUCCCAGAAGGCUUACCGAUUGCGCUUACGACGAGCUUGACCAUAGUUGCAAACAUCAUGCGCAAGAACAAGAUCCUUUGCAAGUCGCUCAAGACUGUCGAAACACUAGGCUCCGUUUCAGUGAUCUGUUCUGACAAGACCGGAACAUUGACCAAGAACAAGAUGGUGGUCACGGACAUCUACGCAGCAGGAGAAGAAUACACCACGGAUGCCGCGCGUGACAUGAUGGCGGUGUUUCGGUCUGAGAAGAACCUCACUGUGCUCUCUAAACCUAAGCAAAGCAUCAUGGACCACGUCCGUAUCCUCGGUGGCCUUUGCAACUCUGGUGAAUUUGACGCCGCUACAUCACAUUUGCCUAUUGCUGAGCGCAAAAUCAACGGCGAUGCCACAGAUCAAGCCAUACUUCGACUUUCCGAGGCCCUCGGAUCAGUGGCUGAGUUGCGUCGCGACUGGAAAAAGGUCUUCGAGAUUGCAUUCAACAGCAAGAACAAGUUCAUGGUGCGGAUCAUGACACCCACUAAUCAAACGUCGACGAGCAACAACGCCACUCUCAUGGUCAAGGGAGCUCCUGAUAUCCUCCUACCCCGAUGCGACCUUCUCCUGAACGACAAAGGCGAAGAAGUGGAGCUUACCGAAGCCCAACGCCUUCGUAUCGAGACCGUCAAAGACAGUUGGUCCCGCCAGGGCAAGCGUGUCAUACUUCUCGCUUGCAAGCCGACCAUUGUGCCAUUUUCAAGCCAUCCUGAGAAAGAAGUAAUGGUCGCUGCCCGAGAGGGUCUUACGUUUGUCGGCAUCGUUGGUAUCGUUGAUCCGCCCCGCGACGAGAUCCCAGAGGUAGUGCGUGUUCUUCGAGGAGCUUCUAUCCGUAUCUUCAUGGUGACCGGUGAUUUCAAGCUCACUGCUCAGGCGAUCGCCGAGGAGUGCGGCAUCAUUUCGAAUUCCGCAUUGGUAGAUGACAUCAGCGCUCUUGGUCGAGACGGGAAGAUCGGCACUACGAAGCAGUCGAUCGUCUUGAGUGGACCAGAACUCAUCACCCUGAACGAGGCGCAAUGGGAUCAGCUUUGCCAGUAUCACGAGAUCGUUUUCGCCAGGACGACGCCCGAACAGAAGCUACGUAUCGUCAAGGAAUUCCAGGCACGUGAUAACAUUGUCGGUAUGACAGGUGAUGGUGUCAACGAUGCUCCAUCGCUCAAAGCUGCUGACAUUGGUAUUGCCAUGGGCAGUGGUUCAGACAUCGCCAUUGAAGCUGCUGAUAUGGUUCUUCUCGACUCGUUCGCCGCCAUCAUUGAGGCUGUCCAAUACGGUCGGCUCGUCUACGAUAAUCUCAAGAAAACAAUAGUUUACUUGCUUCCCGCAGGUAGCUUCAGCGAGCUGUGGCCGGUCGUUACCAAUGUCGCAUUCGGUAUCCCGCAGAUCCUGUCGUCUUUCCUCAUGAUCAUAAUCUGCUGUCUCACCGACUGUGCCGCCGCUAUCACUCUUGCCUACGAAAAGCCGGAGGCCGAUGUAAUGCUUCGCCCUCCCCGCAACCCCAAGAAGGACCGACUUGUGAAUGCUCGACUCAUUUUCCAUGCUUACUUUGUCGUCGGUCUGUUGGAGUGCUUUCUGGCCUUCACUAUGAGCUUCUGGUACAUGGAGCGCAAGGGAGUCCCGUUCACGGCAAUGUGGUUGAAGUUCGGUGUGUACGACGAGCAAUACGAUCCGGACUAUGUCACGGAAAUCGCAAAUCAGGCCUCGAGUGUCUACUUCGUCACACUGGUGAUCAUGCAAAUAUUUAACCUACUUGCUACUCGCACCCGUAGGCUCAGCAUCUUCCAGCAGCCACCGAUCUUCAACAAAGCGACUCAGAACUGGUCACUUUUCCCUGCCAUGAUCUUCGCGAUCGUUGUUGUCUUUAUCUUCUGCUACAUUCCAUCUCUUCAGGACACUAUCGACACGAGGACGAUAUCCGUCGAACACUGGUUCCUUCCAGCUGCUUUUGGCAUGGGAUGGCUCACCAUUGAUGAGGCAAGAAAGUAUUGUGUGCGCCGAUGGCCCAACGGGUUGCUUGCCAAGAUUGCUUGGUGA